Symbiodinium sp. CCMP2592 is the source of this 423-nucleotide messenger RNA. Lineage: Eukaryota; Dinophyceae; Suessiales; Symbiodiniaceae. The record is from the annotation of a GenBank genome assembly.
AUGAUGCAGAACUUCAACCACGAGCGCUUCGCCUUCUGCGCCAUGAGCACGCGCUUCGCCCGAGUUUGCUUGGAAGACUCCCUGAAGUUUGCCGGCAAGCGAAAGACCUUCGGCAAGACCCUGAUCCAACACCCGGUGAUUCGCUGGAAGGUGGCAGAAAUGGCCCGCAUGAUUGAAGCAACCCACAACUGGCUGGAAUGGACCACCUUCCAGUUGAACACUAUGCCGAAGAUGGAGGCAAUGCUGAAGCUGGGGCGGACACACGGCCCUCUGCAAGGUCCAGUGCACCAAGGUCAUGGAGUACUGCGCUCGAGAGGCCGCCCAGAUCUUCGGAGGCUUGUCCUAUUCGCGCGGAGGUCAGGGAGAGAAGGUCGAGCGGCUGAACCGCGAAGUGCGAGCGAUGGCCAUCCCUGGAGGCUCUGA